Anopheles marshallii is the source of this 1053-nucleotide messenger RNA. RefSeq names its product probable serine hydrolase. Lineage: Eukaryota; Metazoa; Arthropoda; Insecta; Diptera; Culicidae. The transcript has 2 exons. Bases 1 to 1053 code for a protein of 350 amino acids. The record is from RefSeq and is a predicted model, not a curated record.
AUGUCUGUGCGAAAGAUAGGGCUCGAGUCUAAUCGCACUGCCGGACAGGAUGACGAGAGUCUGCGAGCGAUUAGCAGCGUGGAGCACCAUCCAUUGAUGAGAUUCAUCGAGCUGCAGGAUAAACAGAACAAUGUGACGGAGGUGGAAAUUCCCGUCCCAUUCGGGAAGAUCGCCGGCAAGUGGUUCGGGCCGAAGAAUGUACGACCGAUACUGUGCCUGCACGGGUGGCUCGAUAAUAGUGGAACGUUCGACCGGUUGAUACCGCUUCUGCCAGAAGACGUAAGCUUCCUGUCGAUCGAUCUACCCGGGCACGGAUACUCGUCCCGCAUACCGGAUGGUAUGUCGUACUACGUUAUCGAUUGCAUACCGCUCAUCCUAUCCAUUAUGCGGGAGUACGGCUGGGCGAAGGUGUCCCUGAUGGCCCAUUCCAUGGGAGCAACCAUAUGCUUCAUCUUUGCCGCACUGUUUCCGGACAAGGUUGAUCUACUGAUCGGGCUUGAUGCGCUGAAACCGCUCAGCUUCUACGCCGAUACGUUCCCGCAGCGCAUGAGCAAGACGGUGCUGAAGUUCAUUCAGGCUGACAUCAGAAAUCAGGAAAAAUCUGAACCACCGUCCUACACGUACGAGGAAAUGAUCGACCGAUUGUACGAAGGCACGGCUGCAUCGGUGUCCAGGGAAACGUGCCCUUAUUUGCUGCAGCGCAACAUAAAGCCGUCGCGAAAGUUCCCCGGCAAGUAUUACUUCGACCGGGACAAUCGCAUGAAGUACAACGUCAUACCGGGCUGGGCGGACAACGUUAAUGUGGAGCUGGCGAAGCGUAUUACGGCACCGUUUCUGACGGUGAAAGCGAUCGAUUCGCCCUAUCCGGGCUCAAAGGAAGGAUUCGAACAAACCGUGACCAUCCUGAAGGAAUUCAACCCAAAGUAUGAGGUGGUGUACGUACCCGGCUCCCACCAUGUGCAUCUGACCGAGCCGGAAAACGUCGUACCGGUGGUGGUGGACUUUCUGCGAAAGUAUUGGCGUAAGGAGAUGGACGUAGUUAGCAAGCUUUAA